Molecule: messenger RNA, 1002 nt
Organism: Cucurbitaria berberidis CBS 394.84
Lineage: Eukaryota; Fungi; Ascomycota; Dothideomycetes; Pleosporales; Cucurbitariaceae
Exons: 4
Coding region: 1-1002 (333 amino acids)
Biological process (GO): ribosomal large subunit biogenesis
Cellular component (GO): preribosome, large subunit precursor
Source: RefSeq, a predicted model, not a curated record
AUGGCUUCGAAUUUGCGUGUAUUUCCUUGCAAUACUUGCUCUAUUACUUUCAACACCAGCGAGCUCCAGCGUUCGCACAUGCGACAGCCUUGGCAUGUUUCUAAUCUAAGGCGUCGCGUAGCUGGACUUUCAGCAUUAUCAGAAGAACAGUAUGAUACACAGGCCAAGAGCCAGGAUAUAAUCCCUCGACAGAAGGACAGCGAGGAGCCAGGGACAAAACCAAUCUCCUCAUACGAUGCUGUGAAGGUCCCCCCAACACAAUGCCUCUUCUGCAACCUAGACUCCCCGACUCUUAAUGCGAAUAUCGACCAUAUGUCAUCCCUACACGGCCUUUUCAUCCCUUCACGAGGCCAAUUAUCAGAUAUGAGAGCUUUUCUUGGAUACCUUGCAACCAUUGUAUUCGAAUACAACGAAUGCCUCUAUUGCAGUCUAGCAAAAGGUACCGUGGACGGGGUGCAGACACACAUGCGAGAUAAAGGCCACUGCAUGAUCAAGAUGAACGCAGAAUCCGAGCUUCUUGACUUUUGGGAGCUUUCCGAUAGUGGAGAUGACGGCCAAAUCGACGAUGAAGAGUGCACGAAGAGUUCUGCGAUCAUGCUGUCUGAGACAGAAAUGAGGCUUCCUUCUGGCGUGGUUAUCAAUUCUCGCUCUGAUACCACUCAGCUUCGUGCCAAGCCGGGACUUGCACAAUCUCGGUCUAAAGGCUCGCAAUAUAGAGUCAAGAGAGAUGAAGUGAGAGCUAUUACUGCAGGAGCACAGCAAGAGACGACCCAUGAAGACCAAAGUAGACCCUCACGCAGCAACGACCGUCGUGUCGCUGUUCGUGGAGAAAUGGGGCUGGCUGGUAUUUCAGAGAGCCAAAAGCUGGCUUUGCAGAUUACUGAGAAGAAGAUAAAGAGGAGGGAAGCGGUUGCUAAAGCUGCACAGCGAUACGCUGCGGAGCAGGAGCCAGUCAAGACAAAGUACUACAAGACGGAAACUCCUAUAUACCAGGCUGGAUGA